GGCAACCACGGUCUUUUUCUCCCACAGUACUUCCUCCCGGUUAUGACGCACGUCGCCCUCCUUUACACGUUCAAGCUUGAUCCUGCCUAAGCUGUUGGUCCAGUCAAUCCCGCCUUUGGUGCAAUUUCCAUUUCCUUUUUGCUGUCACAAGACAAGGCGGGAGCUACCUACCGUGCCUAAAGACAUACCUAGUGAGCAAAUGGGAAGGUGCUCGGCCUGAUUCUGCCUGUUCCUGCUCUGGUGUCUUGUCACGUCACAACUUUUUUAUUUGUUCGCCUUGCACCGAUAGCAUCGUGGGCUUUCGCCUUCCUCUUUUUCUAAUCUUCCAUCCUAAACUUAGGGAAAUACUCACGCCACGACUCCCUGAUUCAGCGCCAACAACAACAACAACAACCGUGCAAGUGUCGCAUCGCUCACUUUCUUUCUAUCUUAUUGUCCUAUUCUUUCUUUCCUCUCUUCAAAGACCAGGGUCAGCAUGUUCGCCUUACGAGGAAUUGGCAAACUGAUAUUCGGUUCAAGCACGCAGGAGGCAUUGAUCGAGCUUCCACAGGGACAGCUUUACCUUGUUCGACCUUUAUCUCCUAAGGGCUAUUCCGAACUCAUCUUUCGAGACUCGGCUAUCCGCAUUCGACGCACAAAUCAGGAAUUCCAAUACCAGCUUGUUGUUCAACGCGUCUUUGAAGAAGGUGAGGCAGAGCUCCUUGCCGAAGAAGAGGGUGAGGACGCCGAAAUCGACGCCCUCGCAUCCGAGAAAGACGAGAAGACCUUCCUGCUCGACGAAGCUCUGUCUUUUCGUUCCGAAAUUCGAGAGAGUGGUGACAAAGUUCUUGCUUGGAAGGAUUUAAGCGGCGAUACUGGUGACCUCUUCCAGUUCGUUUGCGACCCUUCUGUUACAUCGUCUCAGGUACAGCAGUUUGUGCAAGUUGCUCAGCAGUGCCAAUACGAGCGCAAGUACCGCAAAUCGCAUUCUACAGCAACUGCGUCCGACCUUCAGCAGUUCGAAUUUGAGGAAGAGGACCCGAUACCACCUGCUAGCCCCCUGCAUAGCCCAACUUUGGCUCGGUCUAUCGAGUCUGUCGACGAUAUGUUAUCUAAGAACCAAGCCAAUUCCGCUGCUAAGCGUGAGCCUGCCUUCGUCCCAGAGCAGGAAAUCGAAGCCCCCGUCCUGACUGGUCCGGACGCUAGCAACCCUCCCGAGGCUCUAGAGAUAUAUGCAGCUGUUGUGGCUGAACUCCAUGUUUUUGACCCUCAGCCCGGUCAUUUUGCUCUCGUUGAUGAUUCUGUCAUUGCUCGAGUGUCAGAAGUUGGAAAAUGGGAAUACUGGCUCCAGAUCGAGUCGAACGAUAAAGCGUAUCUGGGUACUCCUGUCGUCGCUGACUUCAACCCCGUCUUUGAUUUUGAAUAUCUCUCCUUCGUCUUCAACCAUUUCAGCAGUGAUGGAACUGCACGAUCAUGGCUUCUCAGAUUUAAGGAUCAACCCACCCUGGAAAAGUUCCAAGAAGCAAUUAUGCAGGCCAUUUGGGAGAAGCUAAACGAGACCAAGUGGACGAAGAUGCAAGAUAAGGAACGUGAAUAUGUUCUUGACGCAUUCGGCGACCUAACUAUGGAAGAUGCGCCCUCCACAGAGGAGGAGGAGGAGGAGGAAGAGGAGGAGGAAGAGCUGGAGGAUGAUCGUGCGCAAGAGGAGGAGUACGACACCGAUGAGGAGAACGAUAGUAGCUUCCCCAAGAACGCUGAUGGUGAGGUCAACUCACAGUUGGCUGUUGGUUACAAGCAUGACCGCUCAUUCGUCGUUCGCGGCUCCAAGAUUGGUGUAUUCAAACAUACACCCAACAAUCACCUCGAAUUCUCCACGAACAUUUCCAAGGUCACAACUCCUUCGGGCAAGCUCAUGAACCCGAAGAAAGUCAUGCUGCACAGCGAGGAUCGAGAUCUCAUCUUACAGAAUGAGAUAGAUCCUAACAAGCUCUACCGUAUGGACCUUGAGUAUGGAAAGGUCGUGGAUGAAUGGAACGUGCACGAUGACAUCCCAGUUGUCACAUUUGCCCCCGAGAACAAGUUUGCUCAGAUGACCUCUGAACAGACCUUCCUGGGUGUCUCAAACAACGCUCUUUACCGAGUUGAUCCCCGUCUGUCCGGCAACAAGCUUGUUGAUGCCGAUAUGAAGCAAUAUGCCUCGAAGAACGACUUCUCUGCCCUCGCAACUACUGAAAAGGGCUACAUCGCUGUUGCCAGCAACAAGGGCGAUAUUCGUCUCUUCGACCGUCUCGGCAUUCGAGCCAAGACACAGCUUCCUGCUCUUGGUGACCCCAUUACUGGUAUUGACGUUUCUGCCGAUGGCCGGUGGAUCUUGGGAACAACCAAGAACUACAUCCUGCUUGUUGACGCCCAGCAGAAGUCUGGAAAGAACGAGGGCAAGCUCGGUUUCGAGAAGCCCUUCGCUGCCAACGAUAAGCCACAUCCUCGACGACUCGCUCUGACCCCUGAGCAUGUAGCCCAGUUCUACCAUGAGACUGGGAAACCAGUUGAUUUUACUCCUGCUAAGUUCAAUACUGGAGAAGGUGCAGAGGAGACAAGCAUCAUCACUGCAACCGGUCCCUACAUCAUCGAAUGGAACCUGAAGCGAAUCCUUCGAGGAAUGAAGGCGGCUUAUAAAAUUAAGCGUUAUGAAGAGGAGGUCAAGGCUGACGACUUCAAAUACGGCUCGGACAAAAACGUCAUUGUUGCUUUGCCCAACGAAGUCAACAUGGUAGCCAAACAAAGUCUAAGGAAGCCUACCCGCGAGAGCAUCAUUGGUAAUGUUCGACUGAGUGAUUCCCGUCGAGGUUCUGGACGCAUCGGGACCCGAGACAGUGGCCGAUACAAACUUGGAAAGGACGAUAUUGUCAAUGCGCCUUAUUAAGUGGAAGAGAGUGUCACUUGCGUAAUUAGGGAAGUGCUUCGAAGUGUUACGACUUCAUGAUGAGAUCCGAGACGGAGUUUUUUGGUGGACUUGGGAAUUUGUAUGUAACGUAUGGGUUUUAUAACCCGUAUGCUCUCUUUUUGUUUAGAUACCAUCUGCUGAUGCAUUUGCAUCGCAAUCAACGCAAUUUGUCUUCUUCACACCUACCAUAGCUUUAUCUACUGUAGCUUACAGUCGCCCACGGUUUUGAUACUCAGGAGCUACCAUAGGCAGAAAUGAAAAGAGUCCAAUUAAUAGAAGUAUCUCACGUAUGC
Messenger RNA from Fusarium redolens, 3216 nucleotides. Its product is annotated as VID27 cytoplasmic protein-domain-containing protein. Gene Ontology annotation, molecular function: protein binding. Gene Ontology annotation, cellular component: nucleus; cytoplasm. Lineage: Eukaryota; Fungi; Ascomycota; Sordariomycetes; Hypocreales; Nectriaceae. The record is from RefSeq and is a predicted model, not a curated record. The coding region runs from base 476 to 2902 and encodes 808 amino acids. The transcript is spliced from 2 exons.